UUCAUUACAGAGUAUACUAUGCUAUUUAUAUGAUAGAAAAUACUCUGCCUUCUAAACGUGCUAUUGGGACACAAACCUUAAAGGUUCCUAAAGGUUUACCGGGACAGCAAAGUAUUCAUUCUUACUGUGACUCAUCCAAUUCACAACUGACUUAUGAGCAGCUACGAAUACUGAACCAUUGUAUUCAACCCAAUCAAGUCAUAAAAAUUGUAGCUUUAGCUGGUACUGGUAAAACAACAACUCUCAUUCAUCUAGCUCAACUGUAUCCUCAAGUUAAGUUUCUCAAUGUUAUGUAUAACAAAGCUAUAUGCGAAGAUGCUAAGAAGCGCUUCCCGUCGAAUGUAGUUUGUAAAACAGCCCAUUCUUUAGCGUAUGCAACUGAAGGACUUAGGUUGAGAUACAAAUUGACCUCUAAAGUCAAACCACAUGACUUGGUGACUUUAUUAACUCACAAAGAAGGUACAAAACUACAUGUUUUUUCCUAUGCCAAACUUGUCCUCUCCACCCUGGAAUCAUUCGUCUGCUCUGCAGAUGAGGAGAUAACGUUUGAUCAUAUUCCAAUGCAAGAUUCAAAUUCCAAGAGUAUUACAGAUGCAGACAAAGUGAGGUUGCUAAAGGAUUCCAAGCUAGUGUGGUCAAAGAUGAUUGACCGAGAGGAAAAAUCCGCUAGAAUCACGCAUGACGUCUACCUCAAACUGUAUCAGUUAAGUAAACCAAGCCUUUCCCAGUAUCAGUGCAUCAUGGUGGAUGAAGCACAAGAUUGCAAUCCAGCCAUGAUAUCUGUUGUUCUUUCCCAAAAACUGCCUGUGAUAUUAGUUGGGGAUCCUAAUCAACAAAUCUAUGGGUUUCGUGGUGCUAAAAAUGCCUUACAAAGUAUUAAAGCCACCCAUACUUAUCAUCUAACCAAGUCAUUUCGAUUCGGACCAGAAAUAGCCUACAUUGCAUCCUCUUGUCUGGAAAGCCUGAAACAUGUAACUACAAAUACACUGGUUGGAAAUGAAAAGCCUUCCUAUGUGAAUUCUCAAGCUGUAGGGCAAUAUGCCAUUAUUGCUCGAUCAAAUGUUAUGCUUUUCAAUGAAGCUGUAAGACUGUGUUGCCAAAAACGCAUCAGGGAACACGAGCCUUCAACAAUAAAUGCUGCUUUUGUUGGUGGUAUUGAAGGCUAUGGCUUUCAACAGCUGCUGGACAUUUGCAAGCUUGCCAACUAUUAUAAUGAACCAGGUUAUGUAAUUAAAGACAAGUUCAUUUCAAAAUUUAAAACUUAUGAAGAGUUGACCAAUUAUGCUAAAAAUGCAGAUGAUUCUGACUUGUUAUCAAAAGUUGAACUCAUCAGGUUGCAUUCCAAUGAUAUUCCACAAUACAUCAAAACUAUUAAAGAAAAAUGCACUCAUCCACUACAGUUGGCUAAUGUUGUGUUUUCAACUGCACACAAAUCAAAAGGCUUGGAAUUCGAUACAGUUAGUUUAACAGAUGAUUAUCCUGUGACGAAUUGGGGUAACCUUAGAAGGAGAGGUUCAAUAAGUUCAGGAACAGAAGAAGAAGAAUACAAUGUUAUAUAUGUUGCUUUGACGCGUGCAAAAACAUCUUUGUUUUUACCAGAAAGGUUUUUUCGAGUUUUCCUCUCUGGAAAUGAGAAAUUUGAAUAUCCGGUUCUUUCAAAACAGAUAGCUGAACCUGGACAGGCAGCUAAAUGUGUUGUUUGCAAUGAAAUGUUUACUCCUCAUACAGUUCUGGCUCUGUAUCGCAGGCAAAUGACUUUGGCCAACGGUCGAAGAAUCCAAGGUGGUGUGCUGUGUAUGAAGUGUCGUACAGAUCCCAAAGUCAGGACCCGUGUCGAAUUAGAUCCGGUGAUCAUGUAUUUAGACCCGACCGAUGACUAUGCCCAUCGGAGUAUGGCCAGCCUCGUGGGCCCCCUUCCAAACGAUCCCCCUAUUGUUCAUAACUCUUUUCCUCCAUUUCAAGACAGGGAUGUAGUAUAUAUAAUCAACAUACAUGUGUGAAAAUGUGUUGCCAUGUGUAUAGAUAUUUUUAUAUUUGCAUUUUUUCAGGAAUUCUUUUUUGUCAAAAUCAGUUGAGUAUAUAAAAAAAAUUGUAUUGUUUAUACUUUCUUAUCGAUUUUGCUAUGUACAUGAUGAAAUCGAUUAAUUGUUUUUCGACGUGGCUGUUACAUAAUAUUAAAAUAAAUACAAUCUGUGUGUCUA
This is a messenger RNA of Parasteatoda tepidariorum (common house spider), 2201 nucleotides long. The record is from RefSeq and is a predicted model, not a curated record. NCBI's taxonomy places the organism in Eukaryota, Metazoa, Arthropoda, Arachnida, Araneae, Theridiidae.